GGAGCAGAGGCAGGCGCCGGACCUGCAGCCGGGCCGAUCUGGGGCGCCAAGUGUCGUUCCGCCACAGCGGGAGGGAAAAGCCCGAUCAUGCAGAGUGUGCAGAGUCUGUCGAAGCGGUGCCUUGGCCUGGCCUUUGUGCUGCUCCACGUCCUGGGACAGGUCGCUGCGACCCAGCGCUGUCCCGCCCAGUGUCCGGUCCUCUGUCCCAAGACGCCGCCAACCUGCGCGCCCGGGGUGAGGGCCGUGCUGGACGACUGCUCCUGCUGUCUGGUGUGCGCCCGCCAGCGCGGCGACAGCUGCUCGCUGCUGGAGCCGUGCGAGGAGGGCCGCGGCCUCUUCUGCGACCGCAGAGCGGACCCCAGCUCGGGAACCGGCAUCUGCAUGGCGGUAGAAGGAGACAACUGCGUGUUUGAUGGGGUCAUUUACCAAAGUGGGGAGACCUUUCAGCCAAGCUGCAAAUACCAGUGCACCUGCAGAGAUGGGCAGAUUGGCUGCGUGCCCCGCUGCGAGGAGGACCUGCUCCUGCCCCAGCCUGACUGCCCGGCUCCCAGGAAAGUCGAAGUGCCCGGGGAGUGCUGUGAAAAGUGGAUCUGUGACUCAAACGAGAAGGGGGAGUUGGGAGGCCUUGCCCUUCCAGCCUACAGGACAGAAGCCACUCUAGGUGUUGCAGUCUCCGACUCCAGCAUCAACUGCAUUGAGCAGACCACGGAGUGGAGCGCAUGCUCCAAAAGCUGUGGCAUGGGUUUUUCCACCCGGGUCACCAACCGGAAUCCACAGUGUGAAAUGGUGAAGCAGACUCGGCUCUGCAUGGUGCGGCCCUGUGAACAAGAACACAAGCAACCAACAGAUAAGAAAGGAAAGAAGUGUCUCCGUACCAUGAAGUCAGUCAAAGCCAUCCACCUGCAGUUCAAGAACUGCACCAGCCUGCACACCUACAAGCCCAGAUACUGUGGGGUCUGCAGUGAUGGCCGGUGCUGCACCCCCCACAACACCAAAACCAUCCAGGUAGAGUUCCAGUGCUCCCCAGGGCAAAUCAUCAAGAAACCAGUGAUGGCCAUCGGGACCUGCACCUGUCACAGCAACUGUCCUCAUAACCAUGAGGCCUUCCUCCAAGAGUUGAAGCCAAACACCAGCAGAGGGGAAAUGUAAGAUGUGUUCCGUGAGGAGCAUACCUACAGAGGCAAAUUGUAGCUACCCACCAUCAAACGAAUAUCAGAAAAAUUAGGAAGAAUUAUUACUUUACCCCUGAGUCCUGUGUAUUGCCUGUGGUCAUAUGAGGUUAGUUAUAUUUGUCUUUUCUUUUUUUUUUUAAUGAAAGAUCUGAUUAACUGUAAACUUGAAAUCAAGUUCAGCUCAGGAUAGUACUUAGGGAUGACUUACUUUUCUGUGGUAUUGACUACAGAUGAAAAUUUCUAUAAAUUUAAGAAAUCAGAUACAUGUUCUUACUGUGUAGAUGGUCACAUUACACUCAUCUUACUUUGUAUACACUUGUGCAAUAUCAAGAAAAUGUCACUGUCAGGAGUGUCACAGUGAAGUUCAAUAUCAUACUGAACACGCUGUCAUACAAAUAUCUUGGCAUAGAUCUUUGACUUGACAGGUCUCUAUGGAGCUCUCUUUUUGAGCAGCUCAACUCUGAACUUCCAUGUUCAAGAUCUGAGGAAACAUGUAGCUGUUCAAUUUGAAAUCCAGAGACUGUUAGUCUCCUGUUUUUUUGCACACUAGGAAGCAAGCUGUAUCUACAGGAAUGGAAUGUUUGUUAGUUAAGUGGACUGGUGUGAUAAACUUGUUCCAUUUCAGAUGAGUUGACUCCUUUCCAAAGAAAGAAGCUAAACAGAAACCUCCCCCUAAUGCAGAGAAGACAGGGCCACUCAACCCUUACAUUUCCGUAUGCCGGAGGUCCUGGCGCUCACCACUUUCUCCUUCAGAAAAAGCAGAACAUAUCAGCAGAGAUUUUCUCAUCUUACUGAUGAGUAGACUGGGACCCUUUGAUGACUUUCAAAUGUACUGGUAGUAGAUUUUGAAAAAGAAGAGAAAAUCAAUGUGACUGUGGUGGUAAAAUGCCAUAAAUUUCAUGGGAGCUCAGAAUUAUUGUCAACAUGCCCAAAACUUGUCCUUGGGCUCUAAUUAUGCAAAUUCACGAACAAGAUAUAUGUGUAUACAUACAUGUAUCUAAUUUGUCAAGUUAUAAGAUAGGCUGCAAAUUUAAAGGUAUGCAUUCUUUUCAUGUCACCAUGUGUGUUCAGCUUUUCUCUUUUAAACUAUUUAUAUAUAAAUUAUACAUUUUUAAAAUAUUCUUUUUACUUUCUCUAUUUGACAGACAUCACUAAAUAAACACGAUUUUAUCAA
Molecule: messenger RNA, 2346 nt
Organism: Suricata suricatta (meerkat)
Lineage: Eukaryota; Metazoa; Chordata; Mammalia; Carnivora; Herpestidae
Gene: CCN3
Product: cellular communication network factor 3
Exons: 5
Coding region: 88-1149 (353 amino acids)
Biological process (GO): signal transduction; cell adhesion
Cellular component (GO): extracellular matrix; extracellular region
Molecular function (GO): integrin binding; heparin binding
Source: RefSeq, a predicted model, not a curated record